CGUCUUUCGUUGAAACAUUCUUCGCUGACAUCACAAAACAUUCAUUCCUUUCUCGCGUAUUUACCUCCACGAAAAGCUCUUUUGAGCUAAAAUGCCGACUUGGUGUAUAGUCCGAGGUUGUAAAAAUACCUCGAGAAAGAAAGGAGAUUCGGAUUUAUCAUGGCAUGCUUUCCCACAUCAUGACGAAAGCUUGUGUACAGAGUGGAUGGUUCGAGUGAAAGGUCUCGAAGAGGCACAAACUCGGCAAGUGAACAAGCACUGGAAGAUUUGCAGCGAACAUUUUGAGCCCUCAUUAAUCGAGAAAACAUUAACAGGAAGAAAAAGGCUCAAGAAAGGCGCUGUGCCGACGAUAUUUGACCAGAAAGACAUCAAGAGACGGCGUGAAAGCAUGGAAGAACAUCGACAAAAGAUGGUAGCUGCAGAAAUAGCCUUCAUGAAUGGAGAAAGUAUCACAAUCGAGCCAAACGAAGACAUAGUUCAAAAUGUUUCAGAAACCUCUAAUGAAGCACAAAAGUUAAAUGGACUAAAGAGAGUUUUAAAAGAGCUCAAGCAAGCCAAGAAGAGYCAAGAUACAAACGAAACAGUUUUCUCCGAUAGUGAAACUAGCWCUGCAAACAAUGACCAAACCAGAAAUCUCAUCGCAUACACACAUGUUGUACCUAUUUUGACCGAGAAAGAUUACUACGAAGCGACAAUCACAAAACUUAGGGUUGAAAACGACCAUUUACGAUACGCGCUCAAUCAUGACAGGCAACAAUGGUCUCAGACGGAGAAAGARCGAGAAAGAAUCGCGGCAGAAAAUGCAGAACUGAAGAAAGGUCUUGAAGACGAGAUGCAACUUCGAAAAGGUGUCCAAGAYGAACUUACAAGAGAACUCAUGAAACGCUCYAAAGUYGAACAAGAAUUAGAAUCRAUUUCUUUUAACUUUCAAAAUUUGUCUAAAACUCCAAAGUUUAUGCAUUACUAYUCAGGUUUUACUGCAGAAGAGUUUGAAAACUUCAUUGAUUUUCUUGGCCGCAACACUUGUGAGAAUCUUAGCUUUGGAGCUGGAGAACGAGGAAAAAGCAUGUUUCAAGAUGGUGUUGAUAUAUCACAACAACGAAAUCCUCCAGGACGAAAACGCAGUCUGAAUCCAAGAGAUCAACUUCURAUGUCUCUAUGUAGAGUACGCCUGGGACUUACAUGCCAGGACCUUGGUGUCAGAUUCCAAAUGUCCAUGGCUCARGUAUCAAGAAUAACUGGCUCRUUUAUAACACUGAUGAAAACACGGUUUGUCGAAGCAAGGGUGUGGCCUGAAAAUGAACACRCCCAUAUCCAUAACAACCAAUGGCCAGAACUCCUGAAACCAUUUCAYCAGCGAGUGAGAGCAUUAAUUGUAUCAUUGAAAUCACAUUUGAAAAAUGUUGCACGUUUUCCCCAGCAUGCAUCAAUGGUUACAAAGGACACACCCACAAGUAACAUAAGUAGUAUUCAGGACGCAUUGUAAUGUGGUAACAAUGAAGAUAUUUGAAAAGUAAAAUCAACUCAUUUGUCACAAUAAGUUUUACAUUAUAUCUCUAAAUGUCAAACAAGACCAUUGCAAAUACUUUUCCCAUUAGCUUUGUUAUUAUACUUACCYAGGUCUAACAUGAUCUGUCUUAAGAUGGAUAGUUUUUGAUGGAUUUCGCUUUUUGCUGAUGUUCUUUUCUGCAGCGAUUCUGGACUAUCAUCACUAUCGUUACUGGUUAUGUUGAGUUUUCCUAUAAAAGACAUUUAUUUAAGUCACCAAUACAUGUAGAAAAAGUGAAGUUUUAGAGUGAGAUCCAUGUACCGUAACACUAUAUGUUACAUGGAUGCUGUAAAUAAUCAGUUGUACAUGUGAAAUAUAUUUAACUUAAAUGUUAUCCACAAGCAAACGUUUUGAAUAAAGUACACAAUUUCACUAGCAGCUUGGUUGAUUGAAGAAGUAUGCAUGACAUGUUUUGUAAAUAUAUUUAACUUAAAUGUUAUCCACAAGCAAACGUUUUGAAUAAAGUACACAAUUUCUCUA
Molecule: messenger RNA, 2029 nt
Organism: Exaiptasia diaphana
Lineage: Eukaryota; Metazoa; Cnidaria; Anthozoa; Actiniaria; Aiptasiidae
Exons: 1
Coding region: 92-1486 (464 amino acids)
Molecular function (GO): sequence-specific DNA binding
Source: RefSeq, a predicted model, not a curated record